GAGGAGUUGGCGCUCCCCGGGAGGCCGGGCCGAUGUCCGCACCGGGCGGAGACUUGCCUGGGUAACACAAUGCCAGCUGAGCGCAAAAAGCCAGCAAAUAUGGAAGAAAAAGAAUCUCCGUUAAAUAAUAAAGAAAAAGAAUUUAGUGAAAGGCGACCAGUGAGCACCAGGGAGAAGCCAAAAGAAGAUGUCAAGGUUGGCAUGAAGAGAGAGACUUUAAAGGUUCCUGAAGAUAAAAAGAAAAAACUGGAAGAGGAUAAAAGAAAAAAGGAAGACAAGGAGCGAAAGAAAAAAGAAGAGGAUAAAGUAAAGGCAGAAGAAGAGCAAAAGAAGAAAGAAGAAGAAGAAAAAAAGAAACUUGAAGAAGAGGAGAAAAAGAAACAAGAGGAGGAAGAGAAAAAGAAACAAGAAGAAGCAGCUGCUCAACUGAAAGAAAAAGAGGAAGCACAUCAGCUCCAUCAGGAGGCUUGGGAGCGCCAUCAGGCAAGAAAAGAGCUUCGCAGCAAAAAUCAGAAUGCACCAGACAAUCGCCCUGAGGAAAACUUCUUCAGCAGACUGGAUUCCAGUCUGAAGAAGAACACAGCUUUUGUUAAGAAGCUAAAAACCAUUACAGAGCAACAAAGGGACUCCUUGUCCCAUGACUUUAAUAGCCUGAAUUUAAGCAAAUACAUUGCAGAAGCAGUAGCUUCUAUUGUGGAAGCCAAACUGAAGAUAUCAGAUGUGAACUGCGCUGUGCACUUGUGUUCCCUCUUUCACCAGCGCUAUGCUGAUUUUGCUCCUUCAUUACUUCAGGCUUGGAAAAAACAUUUUGAAGCGAGGAAAGAAGAGAAGACUCCCAACAUUACCAAGUUAAGAACUGAUUUGCGUUUCAUUGCAGAAUUGACAAUAGUUGGGAUUUUCACUGACAAGGAAGGUCUGUCUUUAAUCUAUGAGCAGCUUAAAAAUAUUAUUAACGCUGAUCGAGAAUCCCACACUCAUGUUUCUGUGGUUAUCAGCUUUUGUCGGCACUGUGGAGAUGACAUUGCUGGUUUGGUACCAAGGAAAGUAAAAACUGUUGCAGAGAAGUUUAACUUGAGCUUUCCUCCUAGUGAGAUAAUUAGCCCAGAGAAACAACAGCCCUUCCAGAAUUUGUUGAAGGAAUACUUUACGUCUUUGACCAAACACCUGAAAAGGGACCACAGGGAGCUACAAAAUAUUGAAAGACAAAACAGGCGCAUUCUUCACUCCAAAGGAGAGCUGAGUGAAGAUCGACACAAGCAAUAUGAGGAAUUUGCAAUGUCGUAUCAGAAGCUGUUGGCAAAUUCUCAAUCUCUAGCUGAUCUUUUGGAUGAAAAUAUGCCUGACCUCCCGCAAGAGAAACCAACACCUGAGGAACAUGGACCUGGUAUUGAUAUUUUCACACCAGGAAAGCCUGGAGAAUAUGACCUGGAGGGGGGUAUCUGGGAAGAUGAAGAUGCUAGAAACUUCUAUGAGAAUCUCAUCGACUUAAAGGCUUUUGUGCCAGCAAUUUUGUUUAAAGAUAAUGAAAAAUGUUCCCAGAGCAAGGAUUCCAGCAAAGAUGAAUCAAGAGAUUCAAAAGAUGUCAAAGAUAAUAAGGAAGCACCUGGGAGUGAGGAUUUGGAGUUGGAGCUGGAGAACCUGGAUAUUAAUGAUGAUCCCCUGGAGUUAGACUGUGGAGAUGAGGCAGAAGAUCUUACAAAAAAGCUUCUUGAUGAGCAAGGGAAGAGAGAGGGAGCAGAUAGCACCGGAGCUGAAAAUAGUGACGGAAAACAUGCUGAAAGAAAACAAGAGGAUGAAGAAGCCAGUACAGGAUCUCAUUUAAAACUUAUAGUAGAUGCUUUUCUUCAGCAGCUUCCAAACUGUGUCAACAGAGACCUCAUAGACAAGGCAGCAAUGGAUUUUUGCAUGAAUAUGAAUACAAAAGCCAACAGAAGAAAACUAGUACGAGCACUUUUCAUCGUUCCUAGACAAAGGUUGGAUUUGCUACCGUUUUAUGCAAGACUGGUUGCCACACUGCAUCCCUGUAUGUCUGACGUAGCCGAAGAUCUUUGUUCCAUGCUGAAAGGGGACUUCAGAUUUCAUGUAAGAAAAAAGGACCAGAUCAACAUUGAAACAAAGAAUAAAACUGUGAGAUUUAUUGGUGAGCUUACCAAGUUUAAGAUGUUUUCCAAAAACGAUACUCUCCACUGUUUAAAGAUGCUUCUGUCAGACUUUUCUCAUCACCAUAUUGAAAUGGCAUGUACUCUGCUGGAAACCUGUGGAAGAUUCCUCUUCAGAUCACCAGAAUCUCACUUAAGAACCAGUGUUCUUUUGGAACAAAUGAUGAGAAAAAAACAAGCAAUGCAUCUUGAUGCGCGUUAUGUUACAAUGGUAGAAAAUGCCUAUUACUACUGUAAUCCCCCUCCAGCUGAAAAAACUGUGAAGAAAAAACGUCCUCCUUUGCAGGAAUAUAUUCGUAAGCUUCUUUACAAGGAUCUCUCCAAGGUCACCACAGAGAAGGUCCUGAGACAGAUGCGCAAGCUGCCUUGGCAGGAUGCAGAAGUAAAAGACUAUGUUAUAUGCUGUAUGAUCAACAUCUGGAAUGUGAAAUAUAAUAGUAUUCACUGUGUAGCCAACCUCUUAGCAGGGUUGGUCCUUUACCAGGAAGAUGUUGGAAUUCAUGUUGUGGAUGGAGUGUUAGAGGAUAUUCGACUAGGAAUGGAGGUUAACCAGCCAAAGUUUAACCAACGGCGGAUCAGCAGUGCCAAGUUUUUGGGGGAGCUUUACAAUUAUCGAAUGGUGGAAUCGGCUGUAAUAUUUCGAACUCUGUACUCUUUCACAUCAUUUGGUGUGAACCCUGAUGGUAGUCCUAGUCCACUGGACCCUCCAGAGCAUCUUUUCAGAAUCAGACUAGUUUGUACUAUCCUUGAUACCUGUGGGCAGUAUUUUGACAGAGGAUCCAGCAAACGAAAACUUGAUUGCUUCCUUGUAUAUUUUCAGCGGUAUGUUUGGUGGAAAAAAAGUCUGGAUGUUUGGACAAAAGACCACCCGUUUCCUAUAGACAUAGACUACAUGAUCAGUGAUACACUGGAACUGCUGAGACCAAAGAUAAAGCUCUGUAAUUCUCUGGAAGAAGCUAUCAGACAGGUGCAAGACUUGGAACGAGAAUUCUUAAUAAAAUUAGGAAUUGUGAAUGACAAAGAUUCCAAAGAUUCCAUUACGGAAGGAGAGAAUCUGGAAGAGGAUGAAGAGGAGGAGGAAGGUGGAGCAGAGACAGAGGAACAAUCUGGAAAUGAAAGUGAAGUAAAUGAGCCAGAAGAAGAGGAGGGCUCUGACAACGAGGAAGAAGAAGGUGAAGAAGAGGAAGAAGAAAACACGGAUUAUCUUACAGACUCCAAUAAGGAAAAUGAAACCGAUGAGGAGAAUACAGAAGUAAUGAUUAAAGGAGGAGGACUUAAGCAUGUCCCUUGUGCAGAAGAUGAGGACUUCAUUCAGGCAUUGGAUAAAAUGAUGCUGGAAAAUCUUCAGCAACGGAGUGGUGAAUCUGUUAAAGUACAUCAGUUGGAUGUUGCUAUUCCUCUACAUCUCAAAAGUCAGCUCAAGAAGGGUCCCCCACUUGGAGGUGGAGAAGGAGAGUCAGAGUCUGGAGACACAAUGCCAUUUGUCAUGUUAACACGAAAAGGCAACAAACAGCAGUUUAAGAUCCUAAAUGUACCAAUGUCUUCCCAACUUGCUGCCAACCAUUGGAACCAACAGCAAGCUGAACAGGAGGAGAGAAUGAGGAUGAAAAAGCUCACUUUGGAUAUCAAUGAACGGCAAGAACAAGAGGACUACCAGGAAAUGUUGCAGUCUCUGGCACAGCGUCCAGCUCCAGCAAAUACUAAUCGUGAACGGCGGCCUCGUUACCAGCAUCCGAAGGGAGCACCUAAUGCAGAUCUAAUCUUUAAAACUGGUGGGAGGAGACGUUGAUCCAGCAGCAAGUGUCAUUUCAUUAGGUCCUGUAUCUCUGAUGUUGUGGAUAGUGGAGUCCUCCAGCGAUUAAAUGAGAGCAGUGGACACAUCUCAGCAUGUCAGUCUAGAGCGUUCAGAAUCGAAACCUGGGACAGGCUGGGGCCGUGGGGCAGAAACAACAGCCUCCCCUCUUCCCCCUCAACCCCACACAGAACAAGUGGAAGCUUCCAGUCAUGG
Gymnogyps californianus (California condor) is the source of this 4167-nucleotide messenger RNA. RefSeq names its product UPF2 regulator of nonsense mediated mRNA decay (gene UPF2). Gene Ontology annotation, molecular function: protein binding; RNA binding. The transcript is spliced from 23 exons. Bases 70 to 3948 code for a protein of 1292 amino acids. The record is from RefSeq and is a predicted model, not a curated record. Gene Ontology annotation, biological process: nuclear-transcribed mRNA catabolic process, nonsense-mediated decay. NCBI's taxonomy places the organism in Eukaryota, Metazoa, Chordata, Aves, Accipitriformes, Cathartidae. Gene Ontology annotation, cellular component: exon-exon junction complex; cytoplasm.